AUGUCGUAUACUGUUGAUAUUGAAUUGAAUUUACAUAUCUUAGAGUUAGUGGAACGUAUUUUCGACUCGCAAGUAAAUCUGUUGACGAAUUUACUAAACGAUUCAUCUAUAGUUAGCAAUACACAAAACUCUAACUUAUUUACCGUUUUAUUUAAAAUCAUUGAGCCAGCAAUACUAAGAAAAUUGGAAUCAAAAAUUCACGAAUCGUCGUCUACUGGAUUUCAAUUAUCAUCCGAUGAUUUAUUUCACGAAGGGAGUGGGAGUAUCAGAAUUAACAACCCACCAAGUAAAGCACAAGAAAAAUUGGUAGACAGUUUGCUUAAAGUAUUAUUUUCACAAUUUGUCUCCGUGGCCAAAAAUAACCAUACUGACAAUGGUCAUGAUAAUCUAAUACUGUCGUUAUUCAUCGAAAAUAUAUUCGUUGAACCAUACAAUGCCAAGGCCUCGGACUUGUUGAAUAUGUCUCACGGGUCUUUAGAUGAAAUUGUUAAUAAAAUAUUUCAGAAAACUAAUGUUCAAGAAACCAUAAAGAAAAACGACUCAUUCAGUCUCUACAAAUUAGAGUUGUAUUUUUACCAUUUCAAAGUUGAGGGGAAUAAUUCUUCUAAAGAGGCACUAGUGGAAGAAUUUGACAAAAUUGAUCUCAGCGACAAUGUGUCCGAUAGAACCCUAAUCGAUGAAACCAAUAAAAAGAUUCCAUUAUUUAAAGAAAUCCUUCCUAAUUUUCAGUUUUCUCAAGAAACGUUAAAUCUUGUUUCUAUUACCACUUUACCGUCACCCCAAUUAGAAGGACUCUGGGAAAGUCUAUUUUAUAACAGUACUCUAAAACAAGCCAUAUUUAAUUCUGCAGUUUUGUCACUUAAGAUUUCACAGCAAAGGGGUGAUACAGAACAACAAAGAAAAUCCAACGAACAAAUCCUCAACAACAAUGGUCUAUUAUUAUUACAUGGUCCUCCUGGAACCGGUAAGACAUCACUUUGCAGGGCCGUUUGUCAAAAACUCUCCAUUAGACAAAAGUACAAUAGAAAAAGUCUCAAUCUCAACGAGAGAUCUCAUUCUAUCCUUGUAGAACUUUCAUGCUCGAGGAUCUUUUCCCGCUGGUUUGGAGAAUCAUCAAAAAAUAUCAGUUGCGUAUUCAAUGAUAUUGAACUUUUGUUACAAUCAAGGGGAAAUGAUACAGGAUUUGUAUGUUUAUUAAUCGAUGAGGUGGAAACGAUAGCCAGUUGCAGAACAAAAGCAAUAAAUAACAAUGAGUCAAAUGAAAGUGUCAGAGUUGUAAAUAGUUUACUCACCAAUUUGGACAAAUUAAAAAAACACGAUAACUUUAUUGUGCUGACUACAUCCAAUUAUAUUGAUACUCUGGAUUGCGCAUUUAUUGAUAGGGCAGACAGGAUAUUUCAUGUCACAAAACCAUCAUUGGAAGCUCUUGAAAAUAUUUUGAUAUCUUCCUUAGAAAACUUAAUGUACUGUAAUAUUUUAAUACCGACUUAUAGAAAGGGGAAACUCCUUGAGAAUUGUAAGUACAAAAAUGUAAUUCGUACAAUUGCCAAACAUUGUUUAGCCUUAGAUCUUAGUGGCCGUGCUUUAAGAAAAGUGCCUCUGAUAUGUUUAUCUGAGUAUUUCCAAGAUUUACCAGUUAAUAUUGACUCUUUCCUUAUUGCUCUUGCGGAUACUAUUAACAAAUACCAAGAAAAGAAUUAA
Molecule: messenger RNA, 1701 nt
Organism: Maudiozyma barnettii
Lineage: Eukaryota; Fungi; Ascomycota; Saccharomycetes; Saccharomycetales; Saccharomycetaceae
Gene: PCH2
Product: Pch2p
Exons: 2
Coding region: 1-1701 (566 amino acids)
Biological process (GO): reciprocal meiotic recombination; meiotic recombination checkpoint signaling
Cellular component (GO): nucleus; chromosome
Molecular function (GO): ATP binding; ATP hydrolysis activity
Source: RefSeq, a predicted model, not a curated record